AUGACAUUAAUAUUUCCAUUGGAUAUUCCAAUUAAAUGUAUGGAAAUGCAAUCACAUCAACAUUCUCAUCAUAACAAUAUUUUAAAUAAUACAAAUAAUAAUAAUAAUAAUAAUAAUUUAAUAACUUUCCAAAAUAAUAAUAAUAAUAUACUAGAUGGUGAAGUAUUGGAUCGUCUCGAAAAGGAAUAUCAAACAAAAAUAUAUAAUAUUAAAAUAGCAUUGGAUACUCCACCUGAUUUAUUGGCAAAUAUUAAAUUUUUACAACAUCAACAACAACAACAACAAAAUCAUUUUGUUAAUAAUAAUAAUACUACUAUAAAUGGAAAUUUUCAACAAGAUAGUGAAGAUGAUGUCAUGUUAGAAGAUCAAGAUGAUGAUGAUGAUGAUGAAUAUGAUAGUUCAAGUGAUGAUGAUUUUAUAAAUCAAUUUAAUCCAAUCCAUUAUCAUGAUAUGAAUACUUCCAUAUAUAUACCUAAUCAUAAUAAUAAUAAUAGUUCAAAUAAUAAUGGUUCUAAUAAUAAUUCUAAUAAUGGAAAUAUGUCAAAUUUACUAAAUCAAGGUUUAUUAUCAUCACCUAAUACUCAAUAUAUUAUUCAAUAUAUUGAUGAAGAAGAAUUAGAAGAUACUUCUAUUUUAAAUAUUUCAAGAAUUUCACCUCCUCAAUCACCUCCACAUUUAUAA
This is a messenger RNA of Naegleria gruberi, 681 nucleotides long. RefSeq lists its product as uncharacterized. NCBI's taxonomy places the organism in Eukaryota, Heterolobosea, Eutetramitea, Acrasida, Naegleriidae. The record is from RefSeq and is a predicted model, not a curated record. The transcript has a single exon. Bases 1 to 681 code for a protein of 226 amino acids.